CCCGUGCCGACCAUGCGGUCGCUUCCGGUUGCGUCGGUUCCGUAAACAAACGGUCGGUCCACGGUUUUGAUUGUUAUUGUUGAGAAACGGUCACCUUUGUUUUGGGCGGUUUUAGAGCGCGCCGACUGUGGGGGUUGGGAAGGAGAGCGGGCGAUGGAGCGAGGGUCGCGGCCUGUGGUCUAGGCGCCGCCGGCCGGGAAAGGCGGCCUCGAAGCGGGUGAGGAUCAGCCCGGAUUGAGAGAUAAUCACCAGGGCCCCCGAGUCCGCAGACUCAUCAGAAAUGUAUUUCCGUUAUCUGCAGUAUUUUGCUUUUGUUGAAGGGACCAUUCUUGAUCAGUACUUUUUCACCUUGAAGAGGAAAGCAGUGCUGGAUCAAGUUCUUGGAAUAGAAUGAGGUUCUCGGACAGAACUCUAUACAGAGGACACGCAAAGCAUAUCAAGCAUGCCCCUGGAGCCAGAUAAACCACACACACACAAUGUGGAAGAAGACUCUGAAAGCACUUGUCAUAAUAGACAGGAUGGUUCUGAAGCCCAGAAUCUACAAAGUCGACUGAGACAGACUACUGAAAUUUCCGACAGUGGAAAUACUCUUCCAUCAGUACCUCCCAACUUGGUUUCUGUAGAAGAGCUGAUUGAGGCGGAAAAAGGAGUCUGUAAUAUGGCUCUAGCCCAUGAGAUUGUAGUUGAUGAAAGUUUUGUGAUCAAACAGCGUGAUCUACCAGAGAGCAGUUUUGAGAAAACCCUUGAAGACAUUAUGAAGAAGGCUUUCUGGGACAGUUUACGGGCACAACUGAAUGAAGAUCCACCGGUUUAUGACCAUGCUAUUAAGCUUCUAGGUGAAAUUAAAGAGAGUCUCUUGUCAUUCUUGCUGCCGGGUCAUACCAGGUUAAGGAAUCAAAUCAAUGAGGUUCUGGAUCUGGAGCUCAUAAAGCAAGAGGCUGAGAAUGGUGCACUACACAUCCCAAAACUAGCUGACUUUAUCAUCGGGAUGAUGGGAACUCUCUGUGCCCCUAUCAGGGAUGAUGAUAUUAAGAUCAUCAGAGGUAUCACAGACGUGGUGGAAUUGUUCAGGGAGAUUUUUGCAGUGCUGGAUUUAAUGAAACUUGACAUGGUGAAUUUUGCUAUUAGCAGUAUUCGACCACACUUAAUGAAACAGUCUGUUGAUUAUGAGCGGAAGAGUUUCCAAGAAUUCUUUGACAAACAACAUGGUUCAUUGGAAAUCACUACAGAAUGGUUGCAGGAGGCAGCCAGUGAACUCCUGUGCACUGAUGCAGAUACCUCUGUGUAUGGUGGCGCUGCAGCUGGUGCUAAAGACAUUUCUGCAUUGUGCCCUGCUUCAGUGUUAAACCAUGCAUAUGUGAAAUUGCUGAAGUGGGAUCAUGCUAACAGACUCUUUCCAGAGCCUGUGCUCAUGGACCAAUCUCGCUUUGAGGAGAUGCAGCGCGAAUUGAAUCAACUGACCAUUACAGCGGCUGUCCUGCUGGUCAUAUACAACAUGACGGGUGCAGCUUUAUCCGGGCUGUCAGGAUUUCUGGAUAGACUGAAGAGAGUUAUUAAAGUCUUAUUGACAGAUAUGCAUAUGCUCUCCUUUCAUCUUUCUGAGGCUAUGGUCAGUAUGAGUGAGCAGAUCUGUGUGGAAGUAAAUAACUGCUUAUCUCAACAUGGUUUCUCACUGCUAAGCACGGAGAAAGAGACAGUGUUAAAAGGUCAAAUCCAGGCAAUAUCUAGUCCAGAUAACUCAGUUCACAAACUGAUAGAUGCACGCAUCCAGACUUUCCUGAAAACGAUCCUUGCGUCAAGCAAUCCAAAAUCAGUUGCAGUCCCUGGAGGACUUGGUCCUGUGAGAAACGAGUUGGAAGAAGUAACCGUCAAAUUUCUUCAUCUUGUAAACUAUAACAAAUUGGUCUUCAGUCCUUAUUAUGACACAAUCUUGACCAAAGUGCUCAAAAAGAAUGGCUCACAGCUACCUGGGCUAAGUGAAGAGGAACAACUAUCCUCAACAUAAUUUCAUUAGGAGCAAUGCAUAUUCAAGCAACAAUUUCUUUUUUUUUGUGUCUCCCUCCACGUGGCUUAGAAGGAGCCAAGCUGGUUGGGGAGGGGGCAUUUAUGAAGAUUGACCUUACAUUGGGAUAACCCCAGAUGGUGAAGGUGCAAAAUUCACUGGCCCUUCAAGCUUCUGUAAAAUAGAAGGGAUGUGUUUCAGUAUUAAAGACUCCUGCUUUUUCUAAAACUGGGAAAACAUUUCUACCUAUGUUGUCUUUUUACUAGUUUUGAAUUCCCUCUCUGAAAUUUAUUUCUCCCAACCAUUAUUAACAGCCCAAUUAAUAGAGCCACUUGAACAGACUGAUAUUAUAUACUGAUUGAAAUUUUGUUUGUAUGAUUUCUGAAGGUAGAACCUAUUUAUUACACUCUUUAGUUAAAUGAUAACUUGAUACGAUGCAGAACUUUAAGACAAUUACCGGGAUGAUUUUUGAAACCAAAGGCCUCUUUACAAAGGGUACUGAGCCACUUGUGGUUCUGGAGCACUCAUAAGCCUUUGAUACCUUGAGACUUGCGAAGAUUAUUUUAAUGUACUACAUCAGCCCUUAGUUAAGCUUUGCCUGGGCUUCAAAAUUUUCAUCCUUGUUUUCAGACCCUCCAUGGCCUAGCACCUCCCUAUCUCCUUACUCACUUCUAGCACAUAUAUUCCAAUAUGUUGCAUUCCUUCAAUUCUGGAACAUUCCUAAUAUUAAUCACUGCACCAUUGGUGAUCAUGCUGAGGCUCUAACCUCUGGGAUUCCCUUCCUCAACCUAUCCAUCCCUCUACUUUUUUUAAAUUUAAGAUACUUCUCAACAUCUGCUUUUGGUCAGCUGCCUUAAUUUUUAAAAAUUCAGUCACAGGAUGAGGGUAUCUCUGACUAAGCCUGCAUUUAUUGUCCAUCCCUAACUUCCCAGAGAG
Chiloscyllium plagiosum (whitespotted bambooshark) is the source of this 2938-nucleotide messenger RNA. The record is from RefSeq and is a predicted model, not a curated record. Lineage: Eukaryota; Metazoa; Chordata; Chondrichthyes; Orectolobiformes; Hemiscylliidae.